CAAUUGAAUUUUUUUAAUCAAAAAAAGAAAAAAAAUUCUAUAUCGAGAGGGUUCUAUCAAGUAUCAACCGUGAGCACCAUAAAAUGGCGGCACUAAGCUUGCGCCACCUCACCCCCAAUUUAUCAUCCUCCCCCAAACCACUGUUCCACCCCUCACACUUGAGCAAACUCUCUAUUCCGCGCAGAAAUAUUCGCUCAUCCACUUCGAUCAUGGCUUCCGCUGCUAAAAAGGUUUUGGUUCCGGUGGCGAACGGCACGGAGCCGCUGGAGGCGGUAGUUACGAUAGAUGUGCUCCGCAGAGCCGGCGCCGAUGUGAUGGUUGCGUCCGUGGAGAAGCAGCUAUGCAUUGACGCUGCUCACGGGGUCAAAAUUCUCGCCGAUUCCCUUAUUUCCGACUGCGAACGUUCUGAUUUUGAUCUUAUCUCUCUUCCGGGAGGAAUGCCUGGUUCAACCACACUCAGGGACUGCAAAACAUUGGAGAGCAUUGUGAGAAAGCAGGUUGCAGAAGGCCGGCCGUAUGCUGCAAUAUGUGCGGCUCCUGCUGUUGCACUCGGGUCAUGGGGCCUGCUGAAGGGUUUGAAGGCAACUUGCUACCCAUCUUUUAUGGAGCAAUUGUCGUCCUCUGCAUCUGCUGUUGAAUCUAGGGUGCAGAAGGAUGGCAAAGUAGUGACGAGUCGUGGACCUGGUACAACAAUGGAGUAUGCUGUUUCCCUUGUUGAGAUGUUGUAUGGAAAAGAAAAGGCUGAUGAUGUUUCUGGUCCCAUGGUCUUGCGAUCAAAUCAUGGGGAUGAGUAUUCUUUCGCCGAGCUAAAUCCUAUCCAAUGGACGUGUGGUGAUUCUCCUAAGAUUCUUGUGCCUAUUGCUAAUGGGAGCGAGGAGAUGGAAGCUGUUAUCAUCAUUGAUGUACUCCGACGAGCAAAAGCUGAAGUGGUAGUGGCAUCUGUCGGUGAGAAACUCGAAAUUGUGGCUUCUAGGAACGUCAAACUAGUUGCUGAUGUUCUCCUAGAUGAAGUCAUUGGCAAUUCGUUUGACCUUAUUGUCUUACCGGGUGGACUUGGUGGAGCUCAAGCCUUCACAGAGUCGGAUAAGCUCGUAAAUUUGCUGAAGAAACAAAGAGAAUCAAAUAAACUAUACGGAGCAAUAUGUGCAUCGCCAGCUUUGGUCCUCGAGCCCCAUGGUUUAAUCAAGGGUAAAAAGGCUACUGCUUUUCCCGCCAUGUGCAACAAAUUGUCAGACCCGAGUGAAGCAGAAAACCGAGUGGUGGUGGAUGGCAAUCUUGUCACAAGUCGAGGACCCGGAACCACCAUGGAGUUUGCAUUGGUGAUAGUUGAGAAGUUUUUUGGACGGGAUAAAGCCCUUGAGCUUGCAAAGGCCAUGGUUUUCGUGCAUUAGUAGAUAUCUCGUCGAAAUGAUGUGCUGUGGUAAGUUUUACUUUAAUCUUACUACUCAAAUCCUACGAGGAGACGAUGUUGUAAUGGCUGCUGCUAUCUUGUAAUCUCCUCUGCAAGUCUCUUGUCUUGCUCAAGUGAUUAUCAAUAAAAUCUUCAACGAGGUUU
Molecule: messenger RNA, 1555 nt
Organism: Salvia miltiorrhiza (redroot sage)
Lineage: Eukaryota; Viridiplantae; Streptophyta; Magnoliopsida; Lamiales; Lamiaceae
Product: protein DJ-1 homolog B-like
Exons: 8
Coding region: 84-1391 (435 amino acids)
Biological process (GO): protein deglycation, glyoxal removal; guanine deglycation, glyoxal removal
Cellular component (GO): cytosol; nucleus
Molecular function (GO): protein deglycase activity
Source: RefSeq, a predicted model, not a curated record